GGUUGACACACUCAUACUUCUACAUCUUUUACAUCUCUGGUCUCGAUGUUAAUUGACUACAGCAAAAGCGGUGUCCAAUGCCCAGUACCUAUCCUCUUGGCUCCAGACAAAUGUUCGCAACUUCGCUGGCUGGCUCCAGGUCUGGACCUCUCAAUGCUCCUGCCUCCAUGGACCAGCGUAUCAAGUUCUCCUCCCCGUUGCAGCCGAGCGGUUGACAUUGGCCAUUGUUCAGAGACACCAUGCAUGGCGUCGCUAGUCUGAUACCCGUCUGCUUGGGUCUGGGCUCUCUUGUCGCCAGCCUCGAGGGGCUGAGAAUCCCCCUGCAGGCUCAACCUUCGGUGUUGAUAUGCUGAGGGGUUUGGAAAUGCGGUGGGCAAGUCUUCCUAUUUGGUCCCUUUCUCUCCGUCUCUUUCUUGCAGCAACCGAUUGCUUCCAAAUCCCAUCUUUUCGAAGUGGUAAUUCUCUCCAUUUUGUCCGCCAAACUUUCGAGGUUGGGCUUUCACUUACGUUUGUCCAUCUGAAUCACCCGACCGACUAGCGGGCACAGUCGCUCGCUUCCAUGUCUGCCCAAAAGUACGAUGAUAGCAGGUUCACACGCCGGGCUUGUGUGACUGGUUUGGUCUUGUGUUGGUUUGUUGCUGUAGGCAGUAUCAUCGGAGGUGGACUAUGUCUCUACAAGGAGGUUCGUGAUGACGAUUCAAUCCGGAUCGACUUGUCCAACAGAUGGAGAGAGCUUCUCCCUCUCGGACUGAACAUAUUCAUUACCCUACUCAACGAUAGCAUGGGAUACAUCCAUGCCGUUGCUCUCCGUUGGUCUCUCAUAAGAGAAGGGAGCCUAGACUUCAACUCGAACCUGCGUCUACUCACAUUCUCCAAGAAAAGUCCCCCGAACGGUUAUAUCCCCAACUUUCUCUACCUUUUCGGAAUCAUACUCGCCUAUGGUGCUACCUCUGUCAUAUUCUUGAGCCUUAACCCCGAGCUCGCCCGUCUGCUAGGCAAGUCCUACGAAAUCACCGACACAAGGGGUGUCCAUCUAAACGGCAUUGCUCUCAUUAUUCUCGGCUGCGGCUUUCUCCUCCAAGCCGCCGUUACCAACUGGGCCUUGGCGGGUACUAAGAUUCCCACAUGGAGCUCGAACCCGCUCAUCAUUGCGAACACGUGCAUGAAUCAUGAUACCGAACACUACCAGGUCAUGCCUCGCCAAGGCCGCUGUAUGAUGGGAGUUCACCUGGCAGGGAAUGACAUCAAGGCCAUCCGACCUACUCGAAAGCAAAGGCCAAUGAUUACAGCACAUCCCCAUGUCCGCCGUGUGUUGUAUCUCUUGUGGGCUCUUCCAAUCUUGAGCGGCGUUUGGGGAGGCGGUGUCUACGGUUACCUCUUACGUGGGAGUAAAAAUGGGAUCUUUGGGCGGUCAUGGAGUCUUCUCCCAGAGUUUCCACCUCACAUAGACGAGAACUGCCACACUAAGCAAUGUACUGACGGGACAUCAGUACUGAACCUGGGCUGGAGUACCACCGGUGGUGCGGCUGGUACAACAGGUGGCGUCUUCCUCAUCAUUGCGAUCCAGUCUGUGGUAACUCUCUCUCUUCAUUGUGCCGAACUGAUCGUGAAUCUUUCACGGGACGAAGGCAUAUACAGGAAGCUGAUCGGACCAAGAGGCACCAACGGGCACUUCAACUCAGUCGUGGAAGCCUUCACCUCAUGGCAAACAAUUUUUUUGUUUACUCUCAAAUCCGGUGUUCACUGGAUGUUCGGUUUGGCUAUUAAUCUCCAAUUUCAGCUGGGGGUCAACAUGUACCCCUCACAAAUAUUUUACUUUGGUGGCCUAACUUUGGUGGCCGCCUUGUUUGGUUUGCUCCUGUCUUUGCAGCGCCCAUCAGGUUACUUGCCGCCAACAUACGGCCACAUCCAAACUAUCGCCGACAUUAUUGACGAAUGGGCGGAUUCUGGAUGCAUGUUUUGGGGUGAGAAGGGUCCACAUUACACUGGAACAAGCACCAAGCGGCUCAAACAACCCAAUCCAAACGUUGAGUACGGGGGAAUGAAGAAGGGCGACGGCCAAGGGAGUCACAGUGACGAUAUCACGGUGAUACCUCUUGAAACCUUCAGUCCAGCCAGUCUGGUAGCCUCACCACCAAUGGACCAGAGCUUUGGCUAUGUCUCUCCGGUUGUUCAGACACCUCCUUCGGCAAAUGCUGCCUGGGGCCAGCCGUGGCAACAACAGCAGCAUCAGACGAGCUACGAAAGUCUCAACAGCAGGUUCUCGGGACAGACUGGGUAUUCGGCGUAUAGCAACCAGAGCACACAACCAUUCUUGCACAGUUAUAGGAGCUAUUAG
Podospora pseudopauciseta is the source of this 2338-nucleotide messenger RNA. RefSeq lists its product as uncharacterized. The transcript has 2 exons. NCBI's taxonomy places the organism in Eukaryota, Fungi, Ascomycota, Sordariomycetes, Sordariales, Podosporaceae. The record is from RefSeq and is a predicted model, not a curated record. Bases 560 to 2338 code for a protein of 592 amino acids.